AUGCGUUUCCACAUCUACGCUCUCGUGAUUUUAGUGCUACACGUCCCUAAAGUGCAUUUAGUCCACGAGAAAGUCGAGCGGAACUGUAAUAGUGUCUUAAACGACAAGGUUCUACUGAAACGUGCCACUUUGCAGUCGAAAUACGUGUUCACGGGCAAGGUGUACCGUGUGAAUUACAAGAACAAUGUGCGAGUGUAUAAAGUUAAUAUAAGGAGGGUGUUGAAAGGGGACUUGAACGAAAUAGGUGUGAAAGUUCGUUUCGGGAAGCCCAAAUCCUUGAGAUUUAGCGAUGCGACAGUGAUGGUGGAUAGUGCACAGUCCUUUAAGUGUCGCCCGUUGCGCGUACGCACGUAUGCGAUAUUUCUCACGGAGAAACAUCGCGAUGAAGGCCUAAUGAGUUUGAGCCUUGUUGUCGAGCCAGUGCUGCUAACUUUAAGGAACAUCGCUUAUAUCGAAGCAGCUGUUAAAGUUAUAGAAAAGGUGCACGAAAAUAUUAUCGUCCUGCCCGAAACCAGAUUUUUGCUAUCUUUGUGGGAAACUUUGUCAACUUGCAUAUCCUUAAGUUUUUUACUCAUGGCAGGUGUCCAGAAUGUUUAA
Chilo suppressalis (striped riceborer) is the source of this 597-nucleotide messenger RNA. NCBI's taxonomy places the organism in Eukaryota, Metazoa, Arthropoda, Insecta, Lepidoptera, Crambidae. The record is from the annotation of a GenBank genome assembly.